AUGGGACAAAGACCAGGGCAAAGGGACAAAGACCAGGGCAAAGAGACAAAGACCAGGGCAAAGGGACAAAGACCAGGGCAAAGAGACAAAGACCAGGGCAAAGGGACAAAGACCAGGGCAAAGGGACAAAGACCAGGGCAAAAGGACAAAGACCAGGGCAAAGGGACAAAAACCAGGGCAAAGGGACAAAGACCAGGGCAAAGGGUCAAAGACCAGGGCAAAGGGACAAAGACCAGGGCAAAGGGACAAAGACCAGGGCAAAAGGACAAAGACCAGGGCAAAGGGACAAAGACCAGGGCAAAGGGUCAAAGACGAGGGCAAAGGGACAAAGACCAGGGCAAAGGGACAAAUACCAGGGCAAAGGGACAAAGACCAGGGCAAAGGGACAAAGACCAGGGCAAAGGGACAAAGACCAGGGCAAAGGGUCAAAGACCAGGGCAAAGGGACAAAGACCAGGGCAAAGGGACAAAGACCAGGGCAAAGGGACAAAGACCAGGGCAAAGGGUCAAAGACCAGGGCAAAGGGACAAAGACCAGGGCAAAGGGACAAAGACCAGGGCAAAGGGACAAAGACCAGGGCAAAGAAUCAAAGACGAGGGCAAAGGGACAAAGACCAGGGCAAAAGGACAAAGACCAGGGCAAAGAAUCAAAGACGAGGGCAAAGGGACAAAGACCAGGGCAAAAGGACAAAGACGAGGGCAAAGGGACAAAAACCAGGGGAAAGGGACAAAGACCAGGGCAAAGGGUCAAAGACGAGGGCAAAGGGACAAAGACAGGGCAAAAGGACAAAGACGAGGGCAAAGGGACAAAAACCAGGGGAAAGGGACAAAGACCAGGGCAAAGGGUCAAAGACCAGGGCAAAGGGACAAAGACGAGGGCAAAGGGACAAAGACGAGGGCAAAAGGACAAAGACCAGGGCAAAGGGACAAAGACCAGGGCAAAGGGUCAAAGACGAGGGCAAAGGGACAAAGACCAGGGCAAAGGGACAAAGACCAGGGCAAAGGGACAAAGACCAGGGCAAAGGGACAAAGACCAGGGCAAAGGGUCAAAGACCAGGGCAAAGGGACAAAGACCAGGGCAAAGGGACAAAGACCAGGGCAAAAGUACAAAGACCAGGGCAAAGGGACAAAGACCAGGGCAAAGGGUCAAAGACGAGGGCAAAGGGACAAAGACCAGGGCAAAGGGACAAAGACCAGGGCAAAGGGACAAAGACCAGGGCAAAGGGACAAAGACCAGGGCAAAGGGUCAAAGACGAGGGCAAAGGGACAAAGACCAGGGCAAAGGGACAAAGACCAGGGCAAAGGGACAAAGACCAGGGCAAAGGGUCAAAGACCAGAGCAAAGGGACAAAGACCAGGGCAAAGGGACAAAGACCAGGGCAAAGGGACAAAGACCAGGGCAAAGAAUCAAAGACGAGGGCAAAGGGACAUAGACCAGGGCAAAGGGACAAAGACCAGGGCAAAGGGACAAAGACCCUCAUUCCUUGUGGGAUUACCUAG
Messenger RNA from Octopus sinensis (East Asian common octopus), 1497 nucleotides. Its product is annotated as cylicin-2-like. Bases 1 to 1497 code for a protein of 498 amino acids. The record is from RefSeq and is a predicted model, not a curated record. Lineage: Eukaryota; Metazoa; Mollusca; Cephalopoda; Octopoda; Octopodidae. The transcript has a single exon.